Messenger RNA from Labrus bergylta (ballan wrasse), 1256 nucleotides. Lineage: Eukaryota; Metazoa; Chordata; Actinopteri; Labriformes; Labridae. The record is from RefSeq and is a predicted model, not a curated record.
GCACAGGAGUCUGAUCACCGGAGAAAAGACGCACAGGUCGAUGGACUUUCAGCUCUAAACAGUUUUCACUCAUCACUGACAUCUCUUUCAACAACAUGGAUGGCUCAAGGAGACUUGUUAUCUUGGGGAAAACUGGAUCUGGGAAAAGCAGCCUGGUGAACACCAUAUUUGGAGAGGACAUAUGCAAAAUCAACCAUACUUCCAAAUCUGAAACAAGUGAAUGCAAAGCAGAAACCAAAUGUGUUAAUGGAAAGAGCCUCACUUUGAUCGACACUCCUGGUUUCUUCGACACCAACAUGUCAGAAAAUGGUCUGGAGCCUGAGAUAGUGAAGUGUAUUGUUGAGAGCGCCCCUGGGCCUCAUGCUUUUCUCAUUGUGUUUAAAGUGGAGAAAUUCACAGAGCACGAACAGGCAGUCACUACCAAAAUAACAGAACACUUUUCUGAAGAAGCUUUAAAAUUUGCAACAGUUGUCUUUACUCAUGGUGAUCAGCUCCAAGAAGGACAGACAAUUAAAGAUUUUGUCUCCAAGGAUCAGAAUCUGAGUGAUCUGGUGAAGAAGUGUGGAGGCCGCUGCCAUGUCAUCGACAACAAAUAUUGGAAAGAAAAGCCAAAGGAUGAAUACAGGAGCAACCAGUUCCAGGUGGAGGAGAUACUUAAGACAGUGGAGAAGACGAUAAAGGACAACAAGGAUGGCUACUACACCAAUGAGAUGCUUCAAGAAGUGGAGAACAAAAUACAAGACGAGAUGGAACCCAUUAGAAAGUCAUCAAAAAACAUGUCAGAGGAAGAGAUCAGAGAAAAGGCUAAGCUUAACGUCUUUAAGAAGCUUUUGAUUCUAAUGACAGGUACAGCAGUAGGUAUAGUGUUAGGAGCUUACUUUGGUGUGAAAGUAAUGAUCAAAGCAGUUCUUAAAAUAAUGAAAGGUCUUAAAGACAUGAAAGAAUCACUUUCAGAAAUUUCAAAGUUAGCAGCAGAAACAGCAGCUGGAAAAGCAGCUAGAACAGCAGCUGGAAAAGCAGCUGGAAAAGCAGCUAAAACAGCAGCUGGAAAAGCAGCUAAAACAGCAGCAUUAACAAUCCCAUCAGUAGCAUUCAAGGCUUUAGCAGUGACUGCUGCAGUGGGAGGUGUGGCAGGAGGUGUGACAGGAUAUCUUGCAGUUGAGGAAGCAGAAACAAUGCAGGAAGCAGCAGAGAAGGCGGCAGAUGCAGUCACAGAACGAGCCCAAGAUAUCUUAAAAAGAAUAGAUGAGAUGUAG